Molecule: messenger RNA, 4834 nt
Organism: Apis mellifera (honey bee)
Lineage: Eukaryota; Metazoa; Arthropoda; Insecta; Hymenoptera; Apidae
Product: glucose dehydrogenase [FAD, quinone]
Exons: 6
Coding region: 2091-3980 (629 amino acids)
Molecular function (GO): oxidoreductase activity, acting on CH-OH group of donors; flavin adenine dinucleotide binding
Source: RefSeq, a predicted model, not a curated record
AACAUAAUCAUAAAUAUAAUCAAUUAAUUUCUAAACAGAUUAUAUAUUGUUUUUCAGCAGAGAUUUUAUGUGGAUUACGAGAAUCAAUAACUUGAAUAUCUCGAUACAUAUAAAAUGAUAUAAUUUUAAUUGCGAAUAAAAAAAUGACUAAUGGAAUCAAAGAAAAUAUUCAAAAAGUUACAUAAAAUUGAGAACAUAGUCAAAAUGCCUAAACAGAAGUGUUAAAAUCAAACACAUAUUCUGAGAAUCAUAUUUUAUUAAAUUAAUACAUUUAUUUACAUUUUAUUAAAAACUUAUUAGUUACAAUAUUCUAAUUUCAAUUUAGCGAAAAGCGAACGAUUUUGGUUAAAAUCGAAAUACGAAUAUAUAUUUAAGAAUUGAAGAAGAGUUUCAAUUUAAGUAAGAAAAAUGUUGAAACACUGAAAUUGUGAAACUCUGAAACGGUAAUGCGAGCGUAACAAAAUGAUUCAACAGGCCAACUUUUCCUCAAACAUUGUUUGUCACAAUUCGAUUUGUGAUUCAAUGAUCGUUAAGCCCAAUACAUAAUCGCGAUGGUGUUGCAACGGUAAGUAGGACGUUCCUGUACAGAGGCCGGCGACGCCAACUCUUUUACCGUAAGCUGGAUGACGUCAAGAAAUAAUUCCUCGAAUGGGGGGCAUCGCGUUCGCCAUGGACGUGACGCGUAUCACGUAAUCCGCUAUCGACGAUUUUUUUAUUAACAAGAAUUUCUUUUAUCCAUGAUGUUGUUUAUAAUCGUUAUCGACGAUUUUUCAUCUUUACCCUUUUAAAUUUUACUUUGGCCUUAAAAAAAAAUUUUGAUCAAUUUUGAUAUUUCAUUUUUAGGAGGAGUUUGUGUUUCGUCCACGCAUGUUUAGAAUACGUUACAGUUCGAUGCUGGUUGAGAAAUCUUCAUUUGUAUAUUACGAUCAAGAAAAUUGCUUCUACGUGUCUAAUUCAAAAAAGAAAGAAGAAAAUAGAAGAUUGAUUCCCAGAAUCUAUUAAUUAAUUAAAAUAAUUAAAAACUCAAAAACUGAUCUCAUCCGCAUAAUUUGAAAAAAGAGAAAGAGAGGAGAGGAAAAAAAAAUGGCGAAAAAUAGAGCACACGAAGAGGUCACGGAGAGUGAUUCGUCCUCUGGCACGUGUGUAAAGUUUCGUUUCUACGAGGAGCAGGAAGAGAACGGAGAUGAAGGAGAGGAGUCGAAGAAGAGGGAGAGAGGAAGCGGAGGACCGUUAUACCGCGUUCGAAAAGAUUGUUAACCUGUUUGCGCUCCUCUACUACGAUGUGAAUCCAUGUGAAAAGCUCUGACAAGAGCAAGGUCGUGGUCAGUGUUACACCGUACGUCAACUGGUCGCCAUAACAUCCUCGCGUGAAAUUUGUAAUUAUUCCCUUUAUGGGAAUAAAUGAUUUCGAUCGAGCAAGGCUUUUUUAACCAUUUCUUUGUAUUUCUUGUAGAAAUUUAUUUAGUCGUUGCGUUGAUCCUCGAAGAGAAAAAGGAAGUGAAGUGAUGCUGAUUUGUUUUUUUUAUACAAUUUGUGAAAAUUGUAAUAGUGGAAGAAUAUUGGACAAGUUUGAUAUAAUUCCUCCUACUUUUGGGAAUGAUUUGGGAGGAGUAUUGAAUCGUUGAAAAUGGAUCAGCUGUUCGACCGUUUGAAAAGAGUAAUUUUGGAGUGUGUUUUCUUAAAAAUUUUGGACCAAUACUGCUCGAGAAAUUUUACCAAGAGAGUAAAGUAAAAUGACAGAGGAAGAAAAGUCGAGUAUUAAUUUGUUGUCAACAAUAAAGAAACGAUAGAACAAUUGGAUAACAAAAAUUCAAAAAUUAUUAAUUAUUAUUGAAGAACAAAGUUAUUUCUGUUGCAAAAUUACACAGAUCAAUUAUUGAAAGAAUAAUAUUGGAAGAAGUUGAGGCUAUUUCUCUAUUUGUAAUAUCAGAUUGUAAUAUCAUUCUGUGAGAGAAGAUUGGUGAAAAGGCAAUGUGAUGAAAAUUUCAUGCACAUUGAUUAUUUAAAAGAAAAGAAGCUUCUAGAUUGUACUGCAUUUGCUAUCUCUUCAGAAGUAGAUUGAUAAGGAGAGAGAAAGAGAGAGAAAAGGAAUGGGUAUCGAGAGCGUUUUAACCGGAGGCCUGACCUCGGCAUCCAGCGGACUUUCAUGGUUCUUUCCGGUGCUCGCUGCAGCCCUCGUUUAUUUCGAGUACGAAGUGAUGGACAACGAGGCACCACCGAUUAAUAUACCCUCUGAAGUGCUGUUGCCUGCUUAUGACUUUAUUGUGGUGGGAGGUGGUUCAGCAGGAGCUGUGGUGGCAAGUCGGCUGUCCGAGAUAGAAAAUUGGAACGUGCUUCUUCUGGAGGCUGGCAGCGAUGAAACGGAAAUCUCUGAUAUUCCUCUGCUUGCCGGAUAUUUACAGCUCAGCCAACUCGAUUGGCAGUACAAAACUGAACCAGAUGGACAGUCAUGUCUAGCGAUGAGCAACGGUCGCUGCAACUGGCCACGAGGAAAAGUAAUAGGAGGGAGCAGCGUGCUCAACUACAUGCUCUACCUUCGCGGCAACAAGAAGGACUACGACAUAUGGGAGAGCCAGGGGAACCGAGGAUGGUCGUUCAAGGACGUGCUCUACUACUUCAAGAAAUCCGAGGACAAUCAAAACCCUUAUCUCACCAAAACACCCUACCACGCGACAGGGGGUUACCUGACCGUCCAAGAGGCGCCUUGGCACACCCCGUUGGCGACUGCCUUCAUUCAAGCCGGCCAAGAGAUGGGAUACGAGAACAGGGACAUAAACGGGGAGCAGCAAACAGGUUUCAUGAUCGCCCAGGGAACGAUCAGACGUGGUAGCCGUUGCUCCACGGCCAAGGCGUUCCUCAGGCCUGCUAGGCUUCGCAAGAACUUGCACAUAGCCAUGCAAUCCCACGUGACGAAAAUCCUGAUAGACCCGAAGUCGAAGAGGGCGUACGGAGUAGAGUUCGUCAGGGAUCAGAAGAUGUUCAGGAUUCGCGCGAAGAAGGAAGUGAUAGUCUCUGGUGGUUCCAUCAACUCCCCCCAACUGCUCAUGUUGUCGGGUAUAGGGCCCAGGGAACACCUGUCCAAACACGGUAUACCUGUUAUCCAGGAUCUGAGAGUCGGUUUCAACAUGCAAGAUCACGUGGGCUUGGGCGGGUUGACGUUUCUAGUCGACAAGGAGAUCUCCAUGGUGGAGAAGAGGUUGCACACCGUUCAAACGGUGAUGCAGUACGCCAUCUUUGGCAACGGACCUUUGACGGUUCUGGGCGGGGUGGAGGGCUUGGCGUUCGUCAACACCAAGUACGUGAACGCCUCUGACGAUUUCCCGGAUAUAGAGCUCCACUUCGUGUCAGGCUCGACCAACUCUGACGGGGGAAGACAGAUCAGGAAGAUUCACGGGUUGACCAAGAGGUUCUACGACGCUGUUUACGGGGCCCUGAACGACAUGGACGUGUGGAGCGUGAUACCCAUGCUUUUAAGGCCUAAAAGCAAAGGUGUUAUCAAGCUGCGUAGCAAGGAUCCGUUCGCCCAUCCAUUGAUAUAUCCCAAUUACUUCAACGAGCCGGAGGACAUUGCUACGUUGGUCGAGGGGGUUAAGAUAGCCGUCGCCCUGAGCCGUACCCAAGCUUUCAGGCGUUUUGGAAGCGAGGUUAAUUCGAAGCAAUUUCCAGGCUGCAAGAAUAUACCUAUGUACAGUGACCCGUAUUGGGAGUGCAUGAUCAGGCAUUACACGGUCACCGUUUACCAUCCAGUGGGCACGUGCAAGAUGGGCCCUUACUGGGACCCGGAGGCUGUCGUCGACCCCGAGUUAAGGGUUUACGGAAUCCAGGGGUUGAGGGUGAUCGAUGCGUCCAUCAUGCCGAAUUUGGUCAGCGGGAAUACGAAUGCACCGGUUAUCAUGAUCGGGGAGAAGGGUUCCGAUAUGAUAAAGGAAUUUUGGUUGAAGAGAAGGAGUAGGAGAAUUGUAGCUGGUUUUGUGAAGUAGUUUCUUUUUCUGUUUAUCCUCUGUGCAUUCUUUGUAGAUAUGAAUCUGAGUAUAGUUGUUUUUUGUAAAUUGAUCAAUUGUAAAUAUUGAUUAUAUUUUUAAUAUAAUUGAUAUAUAUAUAUAUGUAUAAUUUAAAGUAGGAUGAAUUUGUAAAAAAAGAGAACUUAGUUUUAUAUAUAUAUAUAUAUUGUGUUUUGAUGGUGGUAUAAAGUUACACAAUGUUUAAUGUAUAGUAAUUUAAGUGUUGUUAGCCUUUUUUUUUUUAGUAUGAUAGGUAAAAUUUAUUGAAUUAGUUUCAUUUCUUUAAAUGUAUUACUAUUAUUAUUAUUAUUAUUUAUCUAAUUACUUUAGUUUAAGAGAUUUAAUGUAAAAGUUGUUACUCUUUUUAUAUUUGGAAGAAGUGUAAAGAAAGAUGGAGAGAAAUACUUGUGAUUCCUUAUUAUGAAAAGAAAAAAAAAAAUGUUUCGACUUAAAUAAUCUGUACAAGAUGUGUAAAUAAGAAAAUGUAUAUAUUUUAUGCAUCGAUAUUAAUUUUUAUUUUUUUAAUACAAAUAUUAUUAUACGAUACGAUUAAAUAUAUACAUUAUUUUGUGUAAAUAUCUCGAAAAAAAUUUAGGUUUAUAACAUUCAAUUUUGCAACUGUUGCACUCACAUAUUCGAAAAAAAAAAAAAACAGCUGAUUCAGCGACAUGUAAGCAGCAGCAUACGUCUUUACAUUGGCAGUUGAUUUUCGUGGUUUGUCGUUAAAUAAUUGUGUGACGUUUUGUGCAAAUUUUGUAGAAUUAUAUAUCCAUAGUUGAAGUUAAUUAAGAAUCUACUUUUAUUCAAGACUGUUUAUAUUUAGUGUUAAAGAA